UGAACGUUCGUUCGUGCGAUUACACAUUUUUUUUUAUCUCUUUUAUUAUUAUUUUUGUGUAUUUUUUUUGUAACAUUGUUUUGACUAUUAUCGAAAAGUACGAAAAAUAGUAAAAUUUCAGUGAUUUACUGCAAAAAAAUCAAUGAGUUGACAUAAAAGUUGAAAUAUUUCAUCGCAAAACCACAACAAAUGGAUUAAAAUCUCAGCAAAAAUUAAUGUGAAUGAUACAGAAAAAAAAAUAAAUAAACAGAAAAAAAACAAAAAUAAAACGAGACACACAAAUAUAGAGAAAAAUAAUUUCGGAGAAUAGAAACAUGAAUGAUGAUUGCUAAUAAAUGUGAAAACAUACAGAUUUAUUAAAGAAAAAUAAUAAAAAAAAUUCGAGUGUCUACAGAAUUAAAGCGCGGAGCAAUAAUAAUUAAAAUAUUCUAUUAAUAAACACACAGAAACAACAUUGAAUAAUUUUUUCAUAAAUUUGAGUCAUUAUUAUUGAACUCUUGAAAUAAAUUGAAAACAAAAAUUUAUUAAAACAGUGCGAAGGUGUUUCGAUUAUUAUUAUUUUUGCUUAAAAAAUAAAAAAAAAAUAAUUGACCAAAAAUUUAAAGACUCGCAGUACACUCAACGACCGACAGCGUGGCAUAGUGUCAACACAAGUGCCAAUAAGCAGCUUACAUUGUAACUACAUUGUUGCCUGUCGCGUAUGGCUAUCGCGCAGACAGAUAUUUUUGAGACGGCAAAUAAAUUGUGAAAUGCAAAAUAAAAUAGUUCGUAUGUCAAAAGUCUCGGUACCGACCGCGCUGCAAGCGUAAUAGUAAUAGACAAGUGCCAAAAAAGUGUUUUUAUUGGACGCGACUGAUGAUCGACAAUUUAGUUUUAUCGCCACUCUUUGCUACCUUGAAGGAUAAAACGUGUCUUAUCACGCCACUAAAGGUCUCACUUAUGUAAAAAAUAAAAAAAAUUCCGCGUCGUAGAUGAAAAAUGUGUCACAAUUUUUUACAUUUAUGACUUAUUAUUAUUGUUUUAUCAGUGAACACACAUUUUUGUUCGUUUCGUCGUAACUGACACACGAGUGUAAAGAUAACAACAACCUCUAUAAACUUCAAACACGACACGGGCGAAAUAUUCGUAUGACUAAAGUACAUGAAAUUAUCAUAAGUACAUAACACUCGAUGCAUGUGAUGAUGAUGAAAUGAGGUUAAAUUGUCAAGAGUUACAAUAAAAUAAAAUCAAGUGAAAUAGAAGAAAAAGUGUCGCAAAAGAAAUCAUUUUUUGAAAAAGAAAUUAUUUGAAGUGAAAAUAUGAAUAAAAAUUAAAGAUUUGAAGAAACGUGAAGGAAAAAUAGAAAAUAAACAAAAAGUAAAAAAAAAUAUUAUAUAAAGUUUGUGUUUGGAAAUCAUGCGGGAAAUCGAUACAGAAGCACCUGUUGUAUGGCCAGCAUUUUGUUACAGUUUGACAGGUGAUGCUCCAAACAGUGAAGAUUCUCCGCAAACAGCUUCCUCGCCAUCACUGCAACUUCCCUCGUCGUCGCCCAAAUUGCCAAAUCAUCACAACAACGUUGCCCAAGUGAAAAACAAGCGCAAAACGACAAACCCCAUUGUGUCGCCAAUCAAUAAAAUGUUGACGGAACACAUGCUGAACAGCCUGCAAGAAAGUAGCAAAAAGUUCCUGUUCAACAGCAGCACCGCGACCGCAGCAACGACAAACACGCUCGCCAAUGCGUACUACGACAAAUUGAAGUUUGCAAGUGAUAAUUGCACGUCGUCCACAAUUACAACAACGGCCGCGACAAAUAACAAUUCGAGUGUGGCCAAUACAGUUGCGGCUCUCGCGGCAGCAGCUGCGGCGGCAACAUCGCCACUCGCAAUGCACAACAACGCCACUUCAUCGCCAAAGCUCGAUUAUUUACGUAAUGGUGAAUUAAGCAUGUUGCAGCAACAACAACAACAGCACAACCUGAACAAUAAUAAUACAAUAAAUAACAAUAAUACGAUAAAAAGUGAAAGAUUAAGUCCAAAUAAUAGUGGUAGUAAUUGUGGAACAGCAGCAACGGCAGCUACAAAUCUAGGAACUAAUAGUAAUAAUAAUAGCAGUAGUCAUAAUAAUAACAACAAUAAUCAUGAAGUGCAAUCAACAGCAUCUAGAUCUCGUAGCAUAACACCUUCGUCGUUUUCGGGAACUCCGCCACAACAAUCACAAUUGCAGCAACAACUACACAGCGAAAUGACUCAAUUGUUGCUGAAUGGCAGUAGCAGCAGCAACAGUGAUGCGCGUCGCCAACUGACACCAAAUCCAAAAAUUGAAUUAGAGACUGACUUAGGACAUACAACGACAAACGGCACGUCAUCGGGGAGUUUUCUGCCACCGCCACCUAAUCAAUUUAAUGCGCGAAAUUACUCGGAUAUCAUGAGGAGUCUCGCUGCCAAAUAUAAUUCGAAUGCUGUUAAUGAACCAAAUCAAAAAUUUAUUGAGCCACCAAGGAUGCCGGGAAUGUCAACGCCCAAACGUAAAGGAAGUCCAAAUGUCGUAAUGAAGCCCGAUCGAGUAUCGGCUCCUCCAACACCUUCUUUGUCAGGCACAAAUCCUCUGUCAUUAUUCACUGGUUUGGGCUUCGGCGGUGGAAUGUUUCCGCCAUUCGUUGAUAUGAGCAGUACUCAAGCGUUGAUUGCUUUGGCUAAAAUCGCAAAAGAAGCAGAAAUCCAACAAUUAAUGAAAAACAUGGGAAAAACUGUCCCCACAUCGCUUCCUUCCCCGCCAGCACCGCAAUUUCCGCUCGCCGCAUUCCCCUCGUCACUUUUCACGCCGCCCAGUCUUUCCUCCAGCUCCACAUCUGUCGCACCACUCCAUCCUGCCUUCAAGAGUCCCUCGAACGAAACCGCUUCCCUUUCCGUAAUCGAUCAACCGGCUGCCCUGGACUUGAGUAAUGCCGGUGCCCCGGUGGCCAAACGCCUCAAAUUGUCUCCCGAUCAACGACAAAUCGCAAAUUCGUCACCUAGUCUGCACAUCAACACGACAUCCAACAGUCGGAGCUCGAACAAUUCUAGUCCCAAUGUCAAUGCGAGCAGCAACAAAGUGAAAUGCCGAGCGGCAGAACGCGAAGAAGUGAAUGCAUGGACCGUUGAACAGGUCUGCGAUUUUGUGCGGAGCAUCGAUAUUUGCGCGGAAUAUGUGGAGAUUUUCAGUAAUCAAAGUAUCGACGGAACUGGUCUUCCUUUGCUCACGGAAGAGCAUUUAACGGGAUCGCUUGGCAUGAAACUCGGUCCAGCACUGAAACUGCGUUCGUUGUUGAAGAAAAAGAUGGAACCGUGCUACUGUUCGGCGUGCUCAAAGGCAAAUUCGACGUCGGGAGACGUUCCUGCGAGACCAGCGAGCGCGGAUUCGGGCAGCUAAUAAAUUUAAAUUAUGGAUAUAAAACCCGACGAUUUGUACUUAAAGACGCGACGAAAUGGCAAAUAAAUUCCUAGACAAUAAAAUUGACAAUAAUAUUUAUUAUUUAUGGAAGAAAACAAUAAUCAUACAAUAAAAAUAAUAAUAAAUAGGAUCCGAUUAAAAGCUUAUUUAAAACAAGCGUGUUAAUUUACACAUUUAAAAUAAAAUAAAAUAAAAAUA
Molecule: messenger RNA, 3606 nt
Organism: Culicoides brevitarsis
Lineage: Eukaryota; Metazoa; Arthropoda; Insecta; Diptera; Ceratopogonidae
Gene: Samuel
Product: probable serine/threonine-protein kinase DDB_G0282963
Exons: 7
Coding region: 1396-3387 (663 amino acids)
Biological process (GO): negative regulation of DNA-templated transcription
Cellular component (GO): nucleus
Molecular function (GO): chromatin binding; histone binding
Source: RefSeq, a predicted model, not a curated record